This is a messenger RNA of Closterium sp. NIES-67, 980 nucleotides long. The record is from the annotation of a GenBank genome assembly. NCBI's taxonomy places the organism in Eukaryota, Viridiplantae, Streptophyta, Zygnematophyceae, Desmidiales, Closteriaceae.
GCUAACGGCGAACAACUAGUAGUCCGUUUCUUAGCAUUAGCAUCGCAGCUGCAGCCAUGGGUCGUUUUCCGUGGCUCCUCCUCGCACUCGUCGCUCUCCUGUGGGCAGAUUCCACGUCAGCGCUGGUCUUCACGCUGCUGAAGCGCGAGUGCUUCCAGCAUUUUGUGCCGACAGGCGGCGAGCCCGUCCACGUGUCAUUCGUGGUCGUCAAAUCGGAUUUCGGCUGGGUGGGAGGCGAGCAGGCUAAAAUUGAUCUAACGGUGGAGGAUCCCAGGGGGCACGAGCUGCGCAAGAUUGAUCAGAGGACGGAUGAUAACUUCAUGUUCACCGCUGCCGUGGACGGGUUCUUCAAGUUCUGCUUCAAGACGGACUCCGCCAUGCACGAAUCCGUGGCCUUUAACGUGGAGAACGGCCACCCAUUGAGCACUGAACACGUGGCAAGAAAUGACCAAAUCGACCCACUAGUGAAGGAGGUGAAUCGGCUGCACAGGGAGGUGAUGCGCACCAAGCACGAGAUCCACUACUCCUUCUACAUCGCCGAGCAGCACGCGCAGGUCGACAGGUGGACGGCACAGAGAGUUCUCGCCAAGGCAGUGCUACAGGCAGGAGCUCUCGUCACGUGCGGAAUAGUGCAGGUGUUUCUGCUGCAACGACUCUUUGAGAAGAGGCUUAAGAUGAGCCGAGUGUAGCACAGCACACAAAGACUCUUAAGCUCCUCAAGCAGUGGGUUUUAGGCAGGGUAGCUUUUCAGGUAGUGGGUGCUCUCCUCACAUGCGGAAUAGUGCAGGUGUUUCUGCUGAAGCGGCUCUGAGAAGAGGCCAAAACUGAGCCGGGUAUAGGACAUGCUGCAUGCACUCAUUGGCUCUUCAAGCAGUGGGUUCUAUCAGAAAUAAUAAUAACUAGAGUGGGGAGAUACAAGGGAAUAUAGUCUAGAGAGUUGUACCCAUUAAGGCACAAACAUAUAUAGUCUACAGUAACUG